AUGAACAGUUCGAUUGUGAGCUUGGUCCUGCUGUUAUUCCUUUGGGCGUUACGCUAUUCAAACGCCGAAGAAACUUUCGAUGUUCGCAAACACCUCUCCACGGUCUCCAGAUAUGGUGCUGUGAAAGACAUUGCUGACAAUAACUUUGUGCCUUCUAAAAUCCCGGAGGGAUGUGUUCCCAUCCAUUUAAAUCUUGUGGCAAGGCAUGGAACUCGAUCUCCCACGAAGAAAAGGAUAAAGGAGUUAGAUAAUUUGUCUGCUCAUCUGCAAGUUCUUGUGAGGGAUGCAAAAGAGCGAAAUUUGUCUUUGGAGAGGGUUCCUUCCUGGCUAAAUGGAUGGAAAUCUCCUUGGCAGGGAAGGCGUAGGGGUGGUGAAUUAAUUAGAAGAGGAGAGGAAGAAUUAUAUGAUCUUGGAAUCAGGAUUAGAGCAAAGUUUCCAAAUUUAUUUGAUGAGGAAUACCAUCCAGAUAUAUAUCCUAUUAAGGCAUCUCAGAUUCCCCGGGCAUCUGCCAGUGCUGUGGCAUUUGGAAUGGGGCUUUUCAGUGGCAAUGGAAGUCUUGGACCUGGGCAUCAUCGAGCCUUCGCUGUUACAAGUGAAAGUCGUGCUAGUGACAUCCAGCUGAGAUUUCAUGACUGCUGUCAUAAUUACAAGGUGGCAGCAAUUCAUGAUGAGUAUGAUGCUGAUAAACUUGCAAGGCUAGAGGAGAUGGUUCAGGAGAGGAUGCAAACUCCCCAAGAGGAAAAGAAUGGAAUGGGAUAG
Messenger RNA from Sphenostylis stenocarpa, 759 nucleotides. NCBI's taxonomy places the organism in Eukaryota, Viridiplantae, Streptophyta, Magnoliopsida, Fabales, Fabaceae. The record is from the annotation of a GenBank genome assembly.